AUGGUUUCUACACAUCCUCGUGGGUCUAUGGGACAUUCUUCUAGUAAAUCAAGAAAAAGAACCUCUUUACGUAGACUGUCCGAAAAGACAAUAAUAACAACACCAGCAUCAGUUCAAGAAAAGCAGCGUUCAAGAUCUGUUUCUGCAGGUACAAUCCAACAGACUAUUAUACAACAACCUUCUACUCCAGCUGUUGUUGAAAUGCCUCGAUUAUCCAUUGCAGACCGAUUCAUGUCUGGUCCUAUACCUUCUGUUCCUCAACCAUCACCUUCAAUCUCAAUCACUACUUCACUUGCAUUAUCAAACUCGACUUGCUCAGAGAUGGUGGUGAAUAGUAGAUUAUCUGUAGCCGAUCGAUUUAUGAAUAACAAUAAUAAUAGUAACAAUAAUUCGUACAAUUAUUCAACAAGACCUUUAGAACCUAUGCCUGGUAGACUAACUAUUGCUGAUGCAUUUAUGAAAAUGGAUGGAUCACGUGAUAGAGCCUCAUCAUUUAAUGAGCUUGAAUCAAGUCGAUAUUCUAAUAAAUCAAUGCAUCCGCUUGAAGAACAAACAUUGUUUGACGAAUCGUCACAAUAUCUUAACCUGGAUUUAACAAUUUUACCACCAGCAUCAUCAUCGUCGAGCUCAGUUUUAAAAAAUAAGCCUUGGGGAAGCCAGGACACAUUAGUUCACCAUUAUCCUCAAGAAAGAAAAAAACCAAUUUAUGCACAGUUCAUUGAAUCUGAAAAGAAUGCCACCAUAUCUGAUAACAGAUCUUUUUCUUUGGAUUAUAAUGACUCUCCUGAUCAUGCAAUGAGUGAUGAUCUUUCAACAAAACAUGGUUACGACGAUUAUGACGAUAUUGAUAUUGGUUACGACAAGCAUUAUGGACAUGAAAGACAAUGGAGUUAUGAAGAAGAAGAGGAAGAGGAAGAAGAAGAGCCAAUACCAAGUCCAGCCGUUUCAACCACAAAAUUAAAGAAAAUAAUAGAUAUUGAACAACAACCCUUAGAUGACUAUGAUAACAAUGCAAGAGGAUUUUGGGUCGGUUGCUGCUUUGUGAGUUGUGGUCAAAGGCCAAGUAGACAAACAAUUGAACAACGUCAAAAACAACGUCGUGAAAAAGAAAUAGAUGAUGACAUUCGACCAAAGAAUCGAGGAUUCGGUAGAAGAGGAUGGGUUUUUUGCACAUUUUUAAGUUUGUUAGUGUUCAUAUUGAUUACAUAUUUCUUGUGGCCUCGCACGCCUCUAAUGCGUAUUGAAGGCGCUUCGUUGACCUUACCAGCAAAAAUAACUGAAACAAGACAAGGUGUGAUGGUCGGAAAUGUCGCAUUCGAAAGUGAAUGGAUGGUAAAUAUCACUGUGGACAACAGACAAAAUCAUAUUCCGACACGUCUCGUCCAAGUACAAGUGUUAGCAAAAGACGCUUUAACUGGUUUAGUCAUUGGAAAAGGAUUAAGAAAUGAUGAUCCUAACCCUGAACAUAUCAUUUUGGCCCCAAAUACAAUUUCAACUAUUCAAAUACCAAUUCACGUGGAUUAUCAAGCACGGGAUAGCACUGAUACUACUUUUGUUGAUCUCAGUAAAGCUUGUUCACCUCAGCAGUUAAUCCCUUUUAAUUCUCCUGAUCUUCAAACAACAACGAGAGAAGCCUUGCCAUUACACUUUUGGAUCACUUUACAUUUCUUUGGUUUAGAUUGGUUAGGCUAUAAACCAACUGUCAUUGCAGCUCCAGCAACUGGUGGGUUUGCCUGCCCGCAGUCUUGAUUAUUUAUUGAUAUAUUAUUAAAAAUACAUGUAAAGAAACAUCCCCUCUCUAUCUCUCUCGAUUUUUUUUUAUUUAUGCAGGCUCUCUCUUGCACACAACAUUUCUAUCUUUUUAUCUCUAUCAUCCUUUUUUUCCCCCUUGUGUCUUUUUUUACUGGUGGGUAAAAUUAUUAAUUCCUAAUAAUAAUAAUAAUAAUAAUAAUAAUAAUAAU
Mucor mucedo is the source of this 1961-nucleotide messenger RNA. RefSeq lists its product as uncharacterized. Bases 1 to 1749 code for a protein of 582 amino acids. Lineage: Eukaryota; Fungi; Mucoromycota; Mucoromycetes; Mucorales; Mucoraceae. The transcript has 2 exons. The record is from RefSeq and is a predicted model, not a curated record.